Abrus precatorius (Indian licorice) is the source of this 2241-nucleotide messenger RNA. Its product is annotated as asparagine--tRNA ligase, cytoplasmic 1. NCBI's taxonomy places the organism in Eukaryota, Viridiplantae, Streptophyta, Magnoliopsida, Fabales, Fabaceae. Gene Ontology annotation, cellular component: mitochondrion. The coding region runs from base 251 to 1954 and encodes 567 amino acids. The transcript is spliced from 6 exons. Gene Ontology annotation, molecular function: ATP binding; asparagine-tRNA ligase activity; nucleic acid binding. Gene Ontology annotation, biological process: asparaginyl-tRNA aminoacylation. The record is from RefSeq and is a predicted model, not a curated record.
GUUGUUAUCAUUUUUCUUAUUUUUAAGCAAAAUCUUCAAUUUUCAUCGAACCUGUACCAUUGUCCCUUUGCUUAGGCGUGUGAAUGAAUCUUUAAUUGUUGAAUUAAUACUCGUCGUCCACUACCCAAAUAAAAUGAUAAUAUACACAACACAAAUUUGAUUCUCCAAUUUAGGGUUUUAUUAUUGUUUCUCUGUUUCGACUUUCACUGUGGCAGUGAAGUGAUCGCCGCCGUCGCCGCCGCCGCUAACAAUGACAGAAUCAUCUUCUCUGCCGACGGACCAAUUGGCCGCCGCAACCCUCAACGACGACGUUCCGAAAGCCGAAUUCUCUGACCGCGUUCCGAUCCGAUCCAUAAUAUCACGAACGGACCGCGGGUCGGGUCUCGCCGGACGGAAGGCGAGGGUUGGCGGUUGGGUGAAGACGGGAAGAAAAGCUGAUAAGGACGCGUUCGCAUUCUUGGAACUCAAUGACGGAAGCUGCGCCGGCAACCUCCAAGUCAUCGUCGAAGCCUCGCUUGGCGACCUAGGGCAACUCGUCCCGACCGGAACUUGCGUCGUUGUCGACGGCCACCUGAAACUCCCUCCUUCCGGCGCCAAACAGAAGAUCGAGCUUCGCGCCGAUAAGGUUCUCCAUGUCGGUCCCGUCGAUCCUGCUAAGUAUCCUCUUCCGAAAAUGAGACUCACUCUCGAAUUUUUGCGCGAUUUCGUUCACCUUCGUUCUCGAACCAACACGAUAUCUGCGGUUGCUAGAAUUCGUAAUGCUCUUGCUUAUGCUACGCACACGUUUUUCAAUAAGCAUGGGUUUCUGUAUGUGCAUACGCCGAUUAUUACCACGAGUGAUUGUGAGGGUGCGGGUGAAAUGUUUCAAGUGACGACUUUACUGAGUGAAGCGGAGAGAUUGGAGAAGGAGUUGAAGCAGAAUCCUCCUCCAUCGGAGGCUGAUGUGGAAGCUGCUAGGGUUGUUGUUCAGGAGAAAGGGGAAAUUGUGUCACAGUUGAAAUCUGCUAAGGCUAGUAAGCAGGAAAUUGGUGCUGCUGUGGACGAGCUUAAGAAGUCGAAGGAAAAUUUCUCUAAGGUUGAGGAGAGGUCUAACCUUAAGCCUGGUGUUCCUGAAAAGGAUGGAAAGGUAGAUUAUGGGAAGGAUUUCUUUGCCCGUCAAGCGUUUUUGACUGUUUCAGGUCAGCUUCAAGUUGAGUCUUAUGCUUGUGCUCUUAGUAGUGUGUAUACGUUUGGACCGACAUUUCGUGCGGAAAAUUCUCACACUUCCAGGCAUUUGGCUGAGUUUUGGAUGGUGGAGCCUGAAAUUGCUUUUGCGGAUUUGAUGGAUGAUAUGAACUGUGCCGAGGCAUAUGUAAAAUUUUUGUGUCAGUGGUUACUUGAUAACUGCCUUGAAGAUAUGGAGUUUAUGGCUGACAAGUUUGAUAAAGGUUGCAUUGAUCGUUUGAAAAUGGUUGCUUCCACCCCCUUUGUUCGGGUUUCAUAUACAGAGGCAGUGGAAAUACUAGAGGAGGCUGUGAAGAAUGGUAAGAAAUUUGAGAAUGAAGUGAAAUGGGGAAUCGACUUGGCAUCUGAGCAUGAAAGAUACCUAACAGAGGUGAAGUUUCAGAAGCCUGUCAUUGUCUACAACUAUCCAAAGGAAAUCAAAGCAUUCUACAUGCGGCUCAAUGAUGACUUAAAGACAGUGGCUGCAAUGGAUGUACUCGUCCCAAAGGUUGGAGAGUUAAUUGGUGGAAGCCAAAGGGAAGAGCGUUAUGAUGUCAUUCAGACAAGAAUAAAGGAGAUGGAUCUUCCUCUUGAGCCAUAUGAGUGGUACCUUGACCUGAGGCGGUAUGGAACGGUGAAACAUUCUGGAUUUGGACUUGGGUUUGAACGGAUGAUUCUUUUUGCCACCGGCUUGGAAAAUAUCAGAGAUGUGAUUCCCUUCCCACGAUAUCCUGGCAGAGCAGAUCUCUGAGUUCUAUUUACUGAUUUUGCAAGAAAGUUCUCUUGCCGAAGUUGAGUUAAAAAGGAAGUGUAGUUUUUAAAUAUAUAGCAUUUAAAUUAUUCUUGUGGUGGUUAGAAUCCAGAGUGAGUAGCUCCACUUUUUCCCUAACUAUUUUCUUUUGAAAGGAUCCUGGGUUUUAUAUGUUAAAUUAUUUUUUUUAUCUCCACUCUUAUGUUGAUUUCGUUCAUUUUUAGAGGAUUGAAACAUAUACGCAAUUCAGUUUGGAUUUGUCAUAUGUUAAAUUAUUUUUUUAUCUC